GUUAACUACACUUCCACUCCCUCCUCCACCUCCAACCUAUCUCCUUGUGAUUUGACAUCCCUUUCUUUCGUCGCCCUCCCCAGUUCAACCUGUCACCUCAAACUCUUCUUUCCUCCAGUCUCUUAUCCACUGCUCUCUCUCGUCCCCUUUCUAUGGUAUAUACACUUUAAACGUCCGCAGGCUGGCUCCAAUCUCCGGUCGGACUCCUCCGCCCCUCAUUUGUCUUCAUGUCUCUACCCCACAGUCGAUAUACAAAAACGGCAUUCUCCCCUACACAUGGAGGUUCAUACGUUAGUUUGUGCGCCGGGGAAACCUCCCUCCCCCGCACCUCCCCAGCUUUCCGCUGCGCCUGAAAAGAGAAAGCGGGUCCGCCGAUGGCAUCACCGAGGCUUUACAGGGUGUUCGACCUGUCGCCGACGCCACGUCCGCUGCGACGAAGCGUCGCCCUCAUGCAAGAACUGUGUGCGCCUAGGUCUUGAGUGUGAUGGGACGCAGGGUCGCAUGACCUUCAAGGUCUACGGGCCACCGCAGGAAUCGUCUUCUGCCACCGCUAAAAAGACCGAGAAAAAGAUUAAUCGCCCCGGAGAAAUGCAAAUCAAAUUGGAGCCUACAGAAAUUGAGAACGAGCACUUCGAAGCACUGGUGGUGUCCCCGACAACGGUUCCCGAUUUGAAACCUAUCAAGUUCCGUUUCCAGGAGCCCAUCUCCCCUGCUGGAUUCCUGUCAUCGUCUUUGGAUUGCGUGGAAGGCCGGUAUUACACUCACUUCGUGGAUCAAGUCUCUACGCUACUCCUGAUCUACGACAAUUCGAUAAACAUCAAUCCUUACCGGAGAUUCUUCCCUGAACUUGCUCGAUCAUCGCCGUCAAUGGCUAGCGCCAUGCAAGCAAUGGGAGCGUUGCAUCUCGCCAACACGUCUAAGGGACAGCAGCGAAACAAGCAUUUCCAAGAAGCCAUGAGCAGUUACGGCGAAGUAGUCAAGUCAUUCAGGACUCGGUAUACAGAACCUGAUCAGGGCGUGCGGUUGACCGAUUUUGCCACUUGCCUGUUACUAUCACUGUUCGAGAUGAUGGAUUCUCAACAUCAUAAUUGGGCCAUUCAUCUUAAAGGAGCUCGCGAGAUCUACCGAAUGCUGUUCUCCCCGAAUAGCGACCCCGAUAAGGAAGCCAAGCGUCUCAAGGAAAUCAACCACCCACUUCGACCCUUCCUUGUUUCUCUUCUUUCGUACCUAGAUGUUGCGGGUGCCUGUGCUACUAGUGAGGGGACGGUUGUGGAAGGCAGCUAUUGGAGGACACAUGGAGGCGGCUGGGAAUAUAACCUAGGCACCCCCAGCCUUUCUGCCGAAACUCCCACCUAUAACCAGUUUCUGGUCGAGCUGCGGCAAUGUUGGUCCGUUAUGAUGGAGAUCCAGGCGUCUAUCAGCGCAUUUGGAAAGGCUAAGCAUGACCGCUUGAUGUCGCCCGAACAACAAGAUCUAGUCUAUCACGAGCUGCUACAGAGGCUGGUCCAGUGGCGGCUAACUGCACCACAAUCCCUCCAAGUAUUGGGAGAUCUGGACGACGAGAGCUUGCGCCAGUAUCCGUAUCCGGAUGUCGUCGAAUAUGCGGGAUGUAUCGAGGCCUACGAGAAAGCGACCAACAUUUUCCUGCACAGAGUGGGAGCGGCAGAUCGCCCUGACUGGCAACCUCAAAGACCUUUGCUGGACAUGCUUGCCUCGCGAAUUCUGGCAUUGAUUGGGAAGCUCGCAAAAGACGUGGGCCAGUUGGCGGUGCUUUGGCCUCUCUUUACGGCAGGUCGAGAGACGCGAGAUGAGCAGGAACAGAAAUAUGUGCGACAGACAAUGACCGACCUUCAACGGUUCGGUUUCAAGAAUGUCGACAGAGCCCUUGAGGAAUUAGAGCAUGCAUGGUUCAAGCAACGCACCUUCCCAGAAGGCUGGGUUGACACCAUGGACAAUGUUCGUUCCGCGAUAUUGCUUCCUUAGUCACGAGUAUGAGAAACGCUAUCAUGCCGCACCUCGAACAUAAGCCUGCUGUCGACUUCAUCAUCGGUCGACAGCUAUCCGUCAAAUACUUGCACGACACCUGAUCGACUGUACCGGGGCCACGGCACCCUCUUUAUUUGGAUUAUUAGCGACGAAACGGAGUCCGAUUUCUGUUGAUCUCAGACAGGCGUUUUUAUAGGAAUUGAAGGCGUAUGUAUGGCUGGACAGGGGCUGGGCCCUUAGCUUAGACUUUGAAUUUGGGAUAUGUUUGAUAAUUUUGCGGACCUUGCAUGCAUCAUUGCAAUAGGACGGAUGCUUUUUUUUUUCUGUUCAGUUGGAGUUGGGGUACACAUAUAGAUGGAUACACGCACCAUAUACCAGACUUGCAAAAGUACUAUAUAGAGGUAGAUAGUAUUACUUUUCUGAUAUAUUUUAUGUUUUCUAAAGAAU
Messenger RNA from Aspergillus heteromorphus CBS 117.55, 2433 nucleotides. Its product is annotated as Zn(II)2Cys6 transcription factor. The record is from RefSeq and is a predicted model, not a curated record. Gene Ontology annotation, cellular component: nucleus. The coding region runs from base 277 to 1983 and encodes 568 amino acids. The transcript has 3 exons. NCBI's taxonomy places the organism in Eukaryota, Fungi, Ascomycota, Eurotiomycetes, Eurotiales, Aspergillaceae. Gene Ontology annotation, biological process: positive regulation of transcription by RNA polymerase II. Gene Ontology annotation, molecular function: zinc ion binding; transcription cis-regulatory region binding; DNA-binding transcription factor activity, RNA polymerase II-specific.